GAAAAGGGUGCCAUUUGGGACGCAACCAAACCAUACCUCACAUGCCAGGCAGUGAACAUCUACCAUGCCUCACCUUGGCUCACAGGCAGUAGAGAUGUUCAGGAAACCCCCUGAAUAUUCAGCUUGUGUCAUAUUGGAGUUUUGCCUUUUUUAGAUUUGUGUAGAAAUGUUGAGCCAGUUGAAUUACAGUCAAACAUUAACUAUUGUAACAGUUACUACUUGUGUAGUGGCAGGAAAACAGAAACUAUUGUAACAGUUACUACUUGGGUAGUGGCAGGAAAACAGACUAGAGUAGAAAAAGGAGUGGAAAAUAUGGUGAAUACACUAAACUGUCAGUACCAUGACCUACCAUGUAUAACUCCCUGUCUCCCACUCUCUCGCUCUCCCACAGCAGACGACAUGUUUUCAGUGAGGCCAAGGUAGCUUCCCAGAUCCAGAUAACCAGCAGGAUCAGGCCUGGAGGAGAGAAACAGCACAGACCCAUAGAGAGCCAGGACAGAGCCAUAGAGAAGGAGGUCAGAGCCAGGACAGACCCAUAGAGAGGGAGGUCAGAGCCAGGACAGAGCCAUAGAGAAGGAGGUCAGAGCCAGGACAGACCCAUAGAGAGGGAGGUCAGAGCCAGGACAGAGCCAUAGAGAAGGAGGUCAGAGCCAGGACAGAGCUAUAGAGAGGGAAGUCAGUCAGGACAGACCCAUAGAGAGGAAGGUCAGAGCCAGGACAGAGCCAUAGAGAGGGAGGUCAGAGCCAGGACAGACCCAUAGAGAGGGAGGUCAGAGCCAGGACAGAGCCAUAGAGAAGGAGGUCAGAGCCAGGACAGACCCAUAGAGAGGGAGGUCAGAGCCAGGACAGAGCCAUAGAGAAGGAGGUCAGAGCCAGGACAGAGCUAUAGAGAGGGAAGUCAGUCAGGACAGACCCAUAGAGAGGAAGGUCAGAGCCAGGACAGAGCCAUAGAGAGGGAGGUCAGAGCCAGGACAGAGCCAUAGAGAGGGAGGUCAGAGCCAGGACAGAGCCAUAGAGAGGGAGGUCAGAGCCAGGUCAGAGCCAUAGAGAGGGAGGUCAGAGCCAGGACAGACCCAUAGAGAGGGAGGUCAGAGCCAGGACAGAGCCAUAUAGAAGGAGGUCAGAGCCAGGACAGAGCUAUAGAGAGGGAAGUCAGUCAGGACAGACCCAUAGAGAGGAAGGUGAGAGCCAGGACAGAGCUAUAGAGAGGGAGGUCAGAGCCAGGACAGAGCCAUAGAGAGGGAGGUCAGAUCCAGGACAGACCCAUAGAGAGGGAGGUCAGUGCCAGGACAGAGCCAUAGAGAGGGAGGUCAGAGCCAGGACAGAGCUAUAGAGAGGGAGGUCAGAGCCAGGACAGACCCAUAGAGAGGGAGGAGAAAGCCCAAAAAGAGGGAGUCUGGACGGACGGAUUAGGGGAAGAAGAGAUCCAGGGAUUAGGGGCUAAUCCAAGCCACGACCAAUCCCCAGAGAAGUCCCCCCUUUUUGCUUCUGAAGACACAGACAGCCGCCCGGAUUACUGCAUUAAACGUAUUACCUUUUAGAGACUUAACGUAACAGGGUUUGGUUUCAGCCCUGCUCAGAUGCCUGGAUAUGCAUACCUCUGAAAACAAAUGACCAGAAGGAGAGGAGGAGGAGGAGGACAGGGCAGGGGGGAGAUGCUGGGACGUAUAGGAGACAUAUAGGAGCGUGCCGUAAAGACGGGUGGGGAUAAACCUCCAUGCUACAGCUGUGUCUGCAGGAGUCAGACGAGAGGUCAACUAAGUGGCCCUCUCUCUCUCUCUCCGAGCCCCUCAGGACGGAAAGGACAGACUCGACCCCCACUGAGCAUGGGCCAAAGAUCCUCCAACUGAAACAGGAUUACAGUAGAACAGAGCUCCAGCCCCUUCUGUUAGUACAGUGUGAGGGGGUCGAGAUACCUCUCCUCCACUUGAAAUACAUGGUUGAAACUGAGGAGUAUCUGCUUCAUAUUCACAUACAGGCUGAGAAGGGCAUAAUUACAUUCGCCUCUGCGGCUCACAGUCACACAGGAGAGUUAGUAAGGGAUGUUGAGGUGGUGGCGUGAAAUCUGACUGUAUGAAGUCUGGUUGUGACUGUCUGGUUCAUUCUCUCUAGAGGUUAACACAAUCUCAAAUUCAAGAUCACACCUAAUAGAAGUCUGUUGGUCUGGUGAGUAAACCCCUGGUACUGCUCGCUCUCUCUCCUCCGGUCUGUGGUGUGAGGCGUGCUUCCUCCCUCUGUGCUGCUCCCAGCUGCCCCUCUUAAAACGCCAGCCAGUCGAGACCUAGAGAGGACCUGGGACUGUGGUUAGGAGCAAAUUUAAAGGCUGCUUUAACCGUGACGCAAUCCCAUUCAGAGGUCUGUUCCAAGUCAUUAAUAAAGCCAGGCUAUCGCGCGCGGGAGGGCCUCGGCAGUGGAAAGCUCUUAAAAGAACCAGAAGACCUAGUCAGUGUGCUCUACACUAUCAAAAUAUUACAGAAAGCGAUAUACAUUACUCCGCUGGCUAAAGAUAACACAGGAAAGUUAUUUGCCUGGCUCCUGCCAGUGUUGACCCACUGGCUUAUUUUGUGCAAUAAAAGUCAACUAAGUGAUUUUCUUAGCUGACUUUUGUCAGUAUUUUGUCAGUAUUUGUCAGUAUUUUGUGCGCUUUUGGCCCAAAAUAGUGUUUUUAUCUGGUGGAACAUACGUUGCAUGUUUGUAGGUUUCUGCUGCUGGUCAAAUCCGUUUGAAGUGCUGAAUGAGGGUCCCUGCUUUUAAAUACAGAUAAAACAAGUAUUUCAGUGAAAUAUGACGUGAUAUGAUUAAUUAGCACUCAUAUUGUAGCAAGACACAGGACGAGAGAGAAACAAAAUACCCUGAAACUCCCAGACAAAAACCAGACUGACGUUUAAUUUGUUCUCGAGAGCAGCGACAGGAGAAUGACUGUGGUCUAAAUUUAGAAAGUUCCAGAACAAUGGACUUUGGAACUUUGAAGUCUAACAGAAGGGCAGGGUCUGUAGAAAAAGCUGAUCCAGUUACAUUCUAACUGAAUGUUCCAGUUAGUGACGUGUUCAUCCAGACCCCUUACCUGGUUCUACGUCAAUACACCAAAUCAAUCUCUAGCAAAGAAAGUCCCCUCAGAAUACCUAGACUGUUAUAGCUGAAUUUGAGCCUCUCCUAGACGGAGAAUCGAACACAUUUUUGUGCUUUCUUUGAAUAAAUAGUUCCAGUGUACAACCGCAGGAGGGAUAUUUGCAGCUGGAACUGGGCUUCUUCCUGAGCUGAUGUUUUAUAAACCCAAAGCCCAAAACAACUGUCGAGCCCAGCUUCUCUGACCACACUCAAACUGCCGGGAGAUUCCAGGAACUGAGCGGCAUACUUUUCUGCUCCAUUUUCUCGACUUAAUCCAGCUGGAUAUGAAUGACAACUAACAGCAGAAAUUGGGACUGAAAUUGCAAACAGCACAUGAUAACAAGAGAAUACAAUAGAUUUCUCCAUUACUGAGGUUGACCCUACAAGACCUGGUGGUGAAAUUCUAUUCAAAACCUAAACGAUCACGAUCAUUACUUUUGAGGCACACAAUCCCCCUGGGAGCAUUUCUAAAGCAACUCUCCAGUAACAGUUUCGACCAAAGACAUUUGAAACUCAAUUUUCAUCCCAUCUUUUAGAGGAUUUAAAGGGAUUUUUUUGUCAUUUUUAGAAGACCAUACCAUUGGCCAUCACCAUGAACCUGGGGAAGAUCCCUGGGCUGAAGGGCCUGGUGGCCGGCUCUCAGGGUAAACGUCGUUUCAAAGGAGACCUCACCCUGGACAUGAUCAGUCCUCCGCUGGGGGACUUCCGACAUACCAUGCACGUGGGCCACGGAGGGGACAUGUUCGGGGACACCUCGUUCCUUAGCAACCACGGGGGGGCCACCAACGGAAACGGGGAUUCUGUCACAAGCUCUGACAACAAGAUCGGGGCGUUCUUCUCUCGGACCCUCCGGCAUGUUCGGAAGACACCAGAGCGUCCCAGGGGGGGAUCCAAGGACCUGUCCCCGCCACCCCCUCCCAUAUCCCCCAUUAUCAAGAACGCAGUGUCCCUCCCCCGACUGGAUGUGGACUCACCAAACGGCUGCCCUGCUAAAAACCUCUUCCCCGCCUCUCCUACCUCGCUGGAGGAGACCGCUUAUGGUUAUGGUCUGGAGUCAGGUUUCGCCACUCUGCCCCGCCUCUCCCGCUCAGUGGAGUGUCAGUCGCAACAGGGAGGAUCUAUUUCCUGUACCCCCAAUGCCCACGGCUGCUCGCUCACCGACGUCUCCGCCCUCCUGAAGUCCUCCGCAUACCCCACCCUGACUUCUGACCCCGGUCACAUGACCCAGUCCGACUCCCUGACCUCCCUGACCUCCAUGGCCUCCUUCACCUUUGAUCUGGGGCCCUCCCUCAUGAGCGAGGUGUUCGGUUUGAUUGACAGCCCCAACGGCCACCCAGAGCACAGCCAUGCCUGGAUGGCAGAGGAGCCAAGUUGCUCUGCGUUCAGGUUUGCGACCAAUGAAGGCUCGGAGAUGGACUCGGAGAUGGAUGCCACCACUGCCUCAUUGGUGGAUUCUCUGCUUCGAGAAGACUGUAGCAGCAGGAAGAGUCCAUAUGGGAUGGAGUGGGAAGAGGAGGAAGAGGAGGCUAGGAGAAUGGAGGUGAAUGGAGGUGAGCAGCAUCUUAAAGGGGCGGUGCCUGAUUUAGUGAUGGGCUCCCCCUCUAGACAGAGACCUGCUAUGGAGAGUGAGAGGUUCCAGGGUGCCACUGAUGUGCUGGGGGUGCUCUAUGGAGUUGGAGGGAUCCUGAAGGGGCAGCAGAGGAUGGAUCUGGAGGGAGAGGUGACCAUGGGCCAGACCAUGAAGAAAACACCUUACAUCUGCAUUACCCCCGAUGAGGAGGAAAUCAAAGUCUGACUAAAUGGACAACAUUUUGUUUAACCAGAAGUACCUACUACAGAUUUGGGAUUAUUGCUUAAUUCCUUGUAAACUCUUUUGUUUUAAGAAAAAAAGAAAAAUCCAUCAAUGAGGCUGGCUCUAUUGACCUGAGUCACCCUUGAACCCUUCUUCUUCAUCAUGUUCUAAUAUUCCUUGGAGAAAUUGAAUGUUAUAAGUCAUCAGAAGAAUCACUUAAAGACUUUGCUAUUAUUUGUUGAAAGACUAAUUGAAAGAUUAUGGAGGCUGAAAGAUCCCCAAGCGAACAUACUGUAUGGAAGGAGCUAUAAACAGGCUAAUAAUAGCUUUUAAAAGAGGUCACUGGAACCAGUGGCGAACAAAGAGAUGGGGUAGAAAGUGUCAGAGUGUACCAGAGAAAGUGGUCAUUGGACACAAAGGAGUUACCAUGGAAACACUAAAGACAUUGCUCAACAGUGUUUAAGUCUGUUAACAGCUGGUUAAAUAUAGUCGGUUUGGAAUUCCUGAGCAAAAUGCUCAAUGUGUGACUUCAUAGAACUAUUCAAGGCAACAGACAGGACACAAAGACGAAGCAGUAGCCGUUUCAACCCAACUUCAUCACCAUGGAAACACUACACCAAGAGAGAGAUCUGAAAUCUUAGCACGUGACGUUAACUACAGGAAAACAAUCAUUUUUUGCCUGACGCUUACACUUUUUAUUAGUCUAUAGACACAGUAUGAAGAACAAACCCUGAGAAAUUUACUUAGAAGUUAAAUGGAAGAAGGGAAUUAUGUACAAUGUUAUAAUAUAAGUAUAAUGUUUGGACUGUAAGUUUGUUAAUUCACAUAUUUACAUCAUACCCCAUUUAGAAAUGUUUCCCAAAUUCAUUAUGGGUCAAACUCUCAUAUUGCUUUUUGAUAUGAUAGUCACCUGCUUGUCUGCUAUUCUGUCAACCAAUGGUUGAAUCCUCUUUUUAAAGCAGUGUCUUCCAUCCGUAUAAAUGUGCUGCUGUUGACACCAAUGACAUUUCUAUAAUGAUAAUGAUAAAUGCAAUAAAAUGUUCUUAAUUAG
Coregonus clupeaformis (lake whitefish) is the source of this 5951-nucleotide messenger RNA. Its product is annotated as cdc42 effector protein 1. The transcript is spliced from 2 exons. Lineage: Eukaryota; Metazoa; Chordata; Actinopteri; Salmoniformes; Salmonidae. The coding region runs from base 3701 to 4903 and encodes 400 amino acids. The record is from RefSeq and is a predicted model, not a curated record.